AUGCGCCCUCAGUGGGAUUAUAACACGGCACAAGGUGCGGAAUAUUCAGUACUAAAGACUCCUCUGGGAAAGAUUAGGAAUAAAAGAACACUAGUAGUCGGAGCUACAGUACAAAAAUCUUACCUGUGGACCACUUCUCAGACAGUGGACUUGGAAAAGAGUGUGGUAACUCACUCGUUUCUAGUCAUUCCUGAAUGCCCCAUACCCCUACUGAGACGAGAUUUACUCACGAAAUUAAAGGCACAAAUAACCUUCACCUCCUCUGGGCCGCAAUUGUCCUGGGGAACGACCCCUCCCCAAGCAUUGGAACUAUCUUUGCAAUUGGGAGAAGAGUAUCAGAUUUAUCAAAAGAAGUUAAAGGCUGCCACCCCUGAGAGGCUAAAGGACUGGCUUGAUUGGUUUCCCCUGGCUUGGGCUGAAACAGGAGGGAUGGGAAUGGCAAGACAAGCCCCUCCAGUAGGGGUAGAGCUCAAGUCUGGGGCCACCCCCAUUAGGAUUCGUCAGUACCCUAUGGGGAAGGAAGCUCGGGAGGGGAUACGUCCUCACAUCGAUCGUCUAAUCCAUGAAGGGAUCCUGGUCCCCUGUAAAUCUGCUUGGAAUACCCCCCUUCUUCCAGUAAAGAAGUCAGGGACGGGUGAUUAUCACCCUGUGCAAGACCUUAGAGAAGUUAACAAAAGAAUAUAGGAUAUACACCCCACCGUUCCCAACCCUUAUAAUCUGCUCAUCACACUGCCACCUGAACGAGCCUGGUAUACAGUGUUAGACCUUAAAGAUGCCUUCUUUUGUCUGACAUUGCACCCUAACAGUUAACCCCUGUUCGCCUUCGAAUGGCGGGACCCUGAGAGUGGCCAAACAGGGCAGCUCACAUGGACCAGGUUGCCUCAAGGGUUCAAAAAUUCUCCAACCUUGUUUGAUGAGGCCUUGCAUUGGGACUUGGCUCCUUUUCAGGCCCGCAAUCCACAUGAGACCCUUCUGCAAUAUGUAGAUGACCUUCUCCUUGCAACCGAGACACACAAGGAAUGCAAGCGUGGGACACAGAAUCUCCUGGCUGAGUUAGGUGAGUUGGGGAAUCGGGCUUCAGCUAAAAAGGCACAGCUGUGCCAGACGGAGGUGACCUAUUUGGGAAACACCCUGAAGAAUGGACAGCGAUGGCUUACAGAAGCGAGAAAGCAGACAGUGACACAGAUCCCAACCCCAAACACCCCUCGCCAGGUAAAUGAAUUUCUGGGAAUGGCGGGGUUCUGCAGGCUCUGGAUCCCAGGGUUUGCUACCCUGGCGGCCCCCUUAUACUCAUUGACCAAAAAAGGAGAAUUUGUGUGGACUGAGGAAUACCAAUUGGCUUUCGAAACCCUAAAAAAGGCACUGCUACAGGCCCCCGCCCUAGCACUACCAGACCUGAAAAAGCCUUUUACCCUGUAUAUCGAUGAGAAAAAUGGAGUAGCAAGAGGGGUCCUUACUCAGACAUUGGGACCAUGGAAGUGCCCUGUAGCUUACCUGUCAAAGAAAAUGGACCCAGUAGCCAGCGGAUGGCCCUCAUGUUUACAGGCAAUUGCAGCUACUGCAGUGCUAGUGAAAGAUGCUGAUAAAUUGACCAUGGGCCAGAAUGGGACCAUAGUGGCCCCACAUUCCCUUGAGAGCAUCAUCCGACAGCCCCCAGAUCAUUGGAUGACUAGUGCCAGGAUGACCCACUACCAGAGUUUAUUGCUGACUGAGCGAGUGACCUUUGCUCCACCUGCUAUUCUCAACCCUGACACCUUACUACCUGAAGCUAACGAAGCCCCCAUAUACCACUGUGGAGAUAUAUUGGCCGAGGAGGUCAGGACCCGGUCAGACAUAACUGACCAUCCCUGGCCCGGGGCUAUGACUUGGUUCACUGACGGCAGCAGCUUCGUGGUGGAAGGUAAGCGGAGGGCUGGGGCAGUGGUAGUGGAUGGAAAAUCUGUUGUAUGGGCCAGCAGUUUGCCUGAAGGGACAUCAGCUCAGAAGGCAGAGCUCAUUGCACUGACCCAAGCCUUGAGGCUUGCAGAGGGAAAAGCUGUCAAUAUCUACACCGACAGCCGGUAUGCCUUUGCAACCGCUCACGUCCAUGGGGCAAUAUACAGGCAGCACGGACUAUUAACUUCCACUGAAAAAGAGAUUAAAAACAAAGAAGAAAUCCUUAGCCUGCUAGAAGCUGUUCAUUUGCCCCGUAAGGUGGCAAUCAUUCACUGUCUAGGACAUCAGAAGGGAAAUAGGCCAAUAGAAAACGGGAAUCAAAUGGCAGACCAGAUGGCAAAAGAUGCAGCACAAGGGCCACAAAUUUUAACCAUUAAAGCCCCAUCACAGCCAGCUGAGGAGAUUUUAGAAAAGCGGACUCUCACAAGAGAAGAGGGGCUAGAAUACCUGACUAAUAUACAUCGCCUCACCCACCUGGGGGAAAAAAAGAUGAUAAAGCUGGUCGGUAAGUCCCCUUAUCAUAUCCCACAGCUACACAGGAUAGUAGAAGACUUAGUAAAGAAUUGCCAAGUUUGCGCACUCACUAAUGCGGUGCCAAACAGAACCCAUGGCGGAAAACGUUUAAGAGGGGAUAGACCGGGAACCUAUUGGGAAGUUGAUUUUACUGAGGUAAAGCCAGCGAAAUAUAGAAAUAAAUACCUUCUAGUUUUUAUAGACACUUUCUCAGGGUGGGUGGAGGCCUUUCCCACCAAAAGAGAGAUGGCUAACAUGGUAACCAGGAAGAUACUUGAAGAAAUUUUUCCUCGUUUUGGAAUACCUAAGUCAGACAAUGGACCCGCCUUCAUCGCCCAGGUAAGUCAGGGAUUGGCCAGACAACUGGGGAUAAAUUGGAAGUUACAUUGUGCCUAUAGACCCCAGAGUUCAGGACAGGUAGAAAGAAUGAAUAGAACUCUAAAAGAGACACUAACUAAAUUGUCCUUGGAGACCGGCAGAAAUGAUUGGGCAGCCUUUCUCCCCUAUGCCCUGUUCCAGGUUCGGAAUACUCCCGGAGCUUCAGGUUUAACACCUUUUGAAUUAAUGUUUGGGGUGCCCCCGCCCAUUCACAUGACCACAGAAGGAAAGGCUUGUUCUGACGAACUCCUCUCCUUCAUCCCCCCUUCUCGCCUUCUAGCCUGGUUAAAGGCCCUAGAGAUUGUCUGAAAGGAGAUCUGGGAGCAGUUGAAGGAGACCUACACAGCAGAUGACCUCCAAGUGCCACAUCGCUUUGAAGUGGGAGAUGCAGUACUGGUGAGAUGACAUCGAACAGGCAGCCUCGAGCCUCGGUGGAAGGGACCCUACCUAGUACUGCUGACCACGCCAACUGCUGUGAAAGUGGAAGGAAUCCCCACCUGGGUCCAUGCCUCGCACUUCAAGAAGGCCCCACCCUCCGGACCCAAUCAAGAGGAGUGGAUCCUGGAGAAGACUAAUAAUCCUCUUAAGCUGCACCUAUGCCGCUUGCACCCCACUGAAGAUUGA
Apodemus sylvaticus (European woodmouse) is the source of this 3450-nucleotide messenger RNA. RefSeq lists its product as uncharacterized. Gene Ontology annotation, molecular function: RNA-DNA hybrid ribonuclease activity; nucleic acid binding. NCBI's taxonomy places the organism in Eukaryota, Metazoa, Chordata, Mammalia, Rodentia, Muridae. Gene Ontology annotation, biological process: DNA integration. The record is from RefSeq and is a predicted model, not a curated record.